GGGUUGCGUCCGCCCAUGUUCCGGGUUAUGUUGGACAACAUGGCUGAAGAAAACAGCUCGCUGAAUAUUUGGCCAGAAAUAGAAAAGGCAGAAAAGGAGAAUAGACGUGAGCUGGUGCUUCAGGGUUCAGCAGUUGACAAAAAGAUCCAGAGCAGCGGCGGACUUCACGCGCGACUUUAUUCCCUUUCUCUCCUUAACUACCUGGAGAUCAGUCAGUGUCCCAGUUUACACGAGAUCCACGAGAACAUCAGACAUCUGUCCCAUCUACAGAGUCUGAUCCUCUGCAGGAACAAGCUCACCGCAGUCCCAAAAAGCAUUGGCGAUCUGAAGGCGAUCAAAGUCCUGGAUUUGUCCGUCAACCAGCUGCAGUCUUUGCCCGAGGAGAUCUGUGCACUGAGCGAGCUCAACACUUUAAAUAUCAGCUGCAACAGCAUCACUGCUCUGCCGGAUGGCCUUAGCAAGUGUGUAAAGCUCGCCAGCAUCAAUGUGUCCAAAAAUGCACUCUCGCGGAUCCCAGAUGACUUAUGGUGCUCCAACCUGGAGCUCCUCAGCACCAUCAUUGCAUCAGAAAACGCGAUAGAGCAGCUGAGCAGUGAGGUCCAUAACCUGCCUGCGCUCAAGGUUUUGGAUCUCUCCAGCAACAAGCUUCAGGAGCUUCCAUGGGAGCUGGCCGACUGCUCCAAGCUGAAAGAGACCAAUUUUAAAGGGAACAAGCUGAAGGACAAGAGGCUUGAGAAGAUGGUGAACGGCUGCCAAACCAAAUCAGUCCUAGAUUACCUGAGGGCAGGUGGGAGGGGGAAAGGGAAAGGCAAGCAACAGGAUGGAGAGGCGAGUGAGAAGCUUGUCUCAAAGAAGAAAAGCGGUGGAAAGCAGAAAGGCAAAAAAGAGGCAGAGGAAGUGGAUGAGCUUAAUCGGAUGGUUGUGAGAGUUCUGCAUGUAUCCAAAGUGCCAACAGCAGUUACAGUCAAAGUUUCUGAAGGCAUCAAGGAUGUCCGGCCAUACAUUGUGUGCUGCAUUGUAAAAGGCAUGAACCUCAGACAAGGAAAUGCACUCAAGCGAUUUUUGGUGGCUCAGACCAAACUUCACGAUGAGAUUUGUGGCAAAAGGACAACGGCAACAAUCGCAACUCAUGACCUGGGCUUGCUCAAGGCUCCUCUGUUGUAUGAUGCCAGGCCACGAGAUACACUGAAGAUCGUUCCUCUUGGUCGUAAGGAGAUGAGGGCAGCUGAACUGCUGGAGCUACUUCAACAGGAAGCAGAUGAGCUAAGAAAACAUAAAAAACGACAGAACGUUUCAGGACUCCAUAAAUACCUUCAACUCCUUGAUGGGAAGGAUUUUUACCCCUGCUUGGUUGACGCAGAGGAUCAUGUGGUCUCAUUCCCACCAAUCACAAACAGCGAGAGGACAAAGAUAAAGAGGUCCACACAAGAGCUGUUUUUAGAGGUGACGAGUUCCACCAGUCUGCAGAUCUGUAAAGAUGUCAUGGACGCAUUGAUAAUAAGAAUGGCAGAGCUUAAUAAAUUAACCUUUGAUGUAAAGGAGGAUGUGGGCUCAGAUGAAGAGACUGAUGUGAUUUCAGCUCCUCCUGCAGAUGACCCGGCCUCCUCUGAGCUGACCGUAGUACAAGUGAAGGUAGUGGACGUAGAUGGAAACCUUAAAGUGGUCUACCCAUCAAAAACUGACCUGAUAUCUGACGUCAGCAAUCUAACAGUCAUCCGAUAACAAAUUCAACCGUUGGUUUUCUGUCCAAUUUUGCAAUGCAUUUUGUAAUGCAUCAUUAAAUAAGAAUGGAUAUUAAAACAUUAAUUCAAA
Carassius carassius (crucian carp) is the source of this 1812-nucleotide messenger RNA. Its product is annotated as leucine-rich repeat-containing protein 47-like. Gene Ontology annotation, molecular function: phenylalanine-tRNA ligase activity; protein binding; RNA binding. Gene Ontology annotation, biological process: phenylalanyl-tRNA aminoacylation. The record is from RefSeq and is a predicted model, not a curated record. The coding region runs from base 16 to 1722 and encodes 568 amino acids. Lineage: Eukaryota; Metazoa; Chordata; Actinopteri; Cypriniformes; Cyprinidae. The transcript has 7 exons.